UCUAUACGCACAUGUUCUUUCUUCAGCGUUGCGCUUUUCCACCGUUGAACACCAACAGACGAAAUUACGUUCUAGCUAGGAAAACAGGAUUCAUAAAAGAGUGGAUAGCUCGUUGUAUCACUAUGGAGUCCUACGAUAUAAUAGCAAAUCAGCCUGUGGUGAUUGAUAAUGGCUCUGGUGUUGUUAAAGCUGGUUUUGCAGGAGACCAGAUCCCCAAAUACUGCUUUCCAAACUAUGUGGGUCGUCCAAAGCAUGUUCGGGUGAUGGCAGGUGCGCUGGAGGGAGAUCUCUUCAUUGGCCCAAAAGCAGAGGAACACAGGGGACUCCUGUCUGUGCGGUACCCUAUGGAGCAUGGUAUUGUGAAGGACUGGAAUGACAUGGAGCGCAUCUGGCAAUAUGUGUACUCUAAGGAGCAACUACAGACCUUCUCUGAAGAGCAUCCUGUGCUUUUAACAGAGGCCCCUUUAAACCCAAGUAAAAACCGUGAGCGUGCAGCAGAGGUGUUCUUUGAGACCUUUAAUGUACCAGCGCUCUUCAUCUCCAUGCAGGCAGUAUUAAGCUUAUAUGCCACAGGGCGGACAACAGGAGUGGUGCUGGAUGCUGGUGAUGGGGUAACCCAUGCUGUGCCCAUCUAUGAAGGCUUUGCCAUCCCUCACUCUAUCAUGCGGGUGGACAUUGCUGGGCGGGAUGUCUCACGCUACCUACGCCUGCUACUGCGCAAGGAAGGCUAUGACUUCCACACUUCAGCUGAGUUUGAGGUUGUGCGGACUAUCAAAGAGAGAGCAUGCUACCUAUCUCUGAACCCACAAAAAGAUGAGACCUUGGAGACGGAGAAGGCACAGUACACUCUUCCUGAUGGCAGCACAUUGGAUAUUGGCCCUGCUCGAUUCCGAGCCCCAGAGCUUCUUUUCCGUCCAGACCUGAUAGGGGACGAGAGUGAAGGAAUCCACGAGGUUCUGGCUUUUGCCAUUCAGAAGUCAGACAUGGACCUGCGACGUACACUCUUUUCCAACAUUGUCCUCUCUGGGGGCUCCACUCUCCUCAAAGGUUUUGGUGAUCGAUUGUUAAGUGAAGUGAAAAAGUUGGCACCCAAAGAUGUGAAAAUAAAGGUAUUUGCUACCUUAACCUUGGGGACUCGUUUACAUAUGUAUGAGCAGCAUUUUCAAUGUACUAAAUGUUUAAUGUUGGUUCAACAAUUAUCAUCCAUUUCUGAACUAGUUGUGCUGUGUCACAGUCCAUUUAUUUCCCUGAUUUACUCUUUGUUAGAUCUCUGCACCCCAAGAACGACUCUACUCCACGUGGAUAGGGGGCUCCAUCCUUGCGUCACUGGACACCUUCAAGAAGAUGUGGGUGUCAAAGAAGGAGUAUGAGGAAGACCGAGCACGUGCCAUCCAUCGGAAGACCUUCUGAAGAGGUGGGCGGUGCUCCUAUUAUGCCCAAAAACCUCUGGUUCAAGUCCACCAACUACUCCACUACACCCCCUUCCCCAUUACCCCUAUGAUAUGGAGAGUUCAUGGCUCCCUAUGGCAUGCCUUCUACAGACUCCCCUACACACGCCAAAUGACGGGGACACUGGCCAGCACUGGCAAAGUGUUGGGCAGCCAUUACCAGACAGACCCAGAACCUGUCCCAAUGACAAGGCUUGCAUCUCUUGAUAUUGUGGACUUUCCUUAUUUUUAACAUUUAAGGCAAACCUGCAUUACAGGAUGCAAAUUCUGUAUUCUACGAUUUGUUGUGCCCCAUAUGAAAUGGAUCAUAAAAUCCUUAACUUAAAUGGCAAUGAAGGGGAACGUUCUGCUUUACUUUGAUGUAUAGAUUCAAUUAAGAAAUGUGUUUUUACCUUUUGGGUUUUGUUACUGUGGCACAUUAAACAUAGUGUGCGAAGACACCUUAAGAACUUCUUGUUAUAAAGUUAUUUCUUUAUUUCCCACAGUCUGAAUAUCCAUCAGCGUCUUCAACUUUCAAACCCAAGUUGAUGUAAAUUGUAUUGAAAAUAUUUGAUGAUCGGUUUAUCACCUGGUGCCAUUUUAACUCAAUGUUGUUAGGGAAUUAAACAUUAAAUCUUGAGUGGACCACAUGAGUUAAAAGCACUUUCAGUGUUGUGCUGAUGGAGAAUAUUCUGACGGAAUUCAUAUGUUCCAAACCUGUAUGGUUUGCUAAACUUUUAAACUGGACCGACAGUGACAUGACAAUGGGUUGGUUGUCAUGCUUUUUCUGCCAGAUGUUUGCAAGCUAAACAGAAUUGGUUUUAGUGACUUCAUUUUAGAUCAAAAUAUGUAUUGUGUUAGUUUCAAGGGUAACAGUUUGACCAUAUCCUGCUGGCAUAAUAACUCUUAUAGGCAAAUACUAACAACAGUAUUGCUGAAAUAUUAUUUUUUAAUCGAGUUGUACAUUGGAGUGUUGCUUGCACUUUAAUUUUGUAAAUUUAGUUACAAUAAAUGAGUGCACUCUG
This is a messenger RNA of Salmo salar (Atlantic salmon), 2452 nucleotides long. Lineage: Eukaryota; Metazoa; Chordata; Actinopteri; Salmoniformes; Salmonidae. The record is from RefSeq and is a predicted model, not a curated record.